AUGCCCUCAUUCGGAUCAGCUCAGGGCAGUAACGGGGCCAUGUCGGCACCACAAAGCGACGGAUUCGUGUGGCCCGAAUCCGAACCUCCAAGGACUAGGUCACUUGUGUCUGCACGUAUGCUCACAGAGCUGCAAAGGACUACGUCUGCGUCCCCUCCGAACCAGCUGCCAGUGCCGCUUGUCAGUUCCGCCGGUCGGCGUGGGGGAGUCUCCAUCCCUGUUUCCCCAAGGGAUGAGCAGUGCGAGGCUUCCUCGUUGCCGCCAGCACACUCGGCGGACCGCCUCCAGACGAGUGCUGUAAUGCGAGAACUGAACGAACAGAUAGACGCGCUCCUCCCCCUUGGGAAGAUUGCCGUCGAGGAGGGUAAUGUCUCCCUGGAGGAGACGCCCCAUGAAGUGUGGGAGGAGAUUUCCCUAGACGGCGACAAACAAGGGACGCUCCUUCCGCGACUGGAAGCGAGCGGUCCAGCUUGGCCCUCUCCUCUGAGAGUUUCCGUGAGCGCCGAAAGUCUCGAUGAUAUAAAGCUCAGCCCUCAGCAAUCCGAUGCGCCGAGGAAGGAAAGUGAGGCUCUUCCACCCCUCACGCCUGAGACUCCUCCGAAAAAACUCAGCAUGCCCAAGAGGAAGAGCAGCCGCCCUAAAUUCUUCGUGCCCGGCAAGCUCGACGAGGAGUAG
Molecule: messenger RNA, 675 nt
Organism: Gaeumannomyces tritici R3-111a-1
Lineage: Eukaryota; Fungi; Ascomycota; Sordariomycetes; Magnaporthales; Magnaporthaceae
Exons: 1
Coding region: 1-675 (224 amino acids)
Source: RefSeq, a predicted model, not a curated record